Bactrocera tryoni is the source of this 3093-nucleotide messenger RNA. RefSeq names its product fukutin-related protein. Lineage: Eukaryota; Metazoa; Arthropoda; Insecta; Diptera; Tephritidae. The record is from RefSeq and is a predicted model, not a curated record. Gene Ontology annotation, cellular component: Golgi apparatus. The transcript is spliced from 3 exons. The coding region runs from base 585 to 2369 and encodes 594 amino acids. Gene Ontology annotation, biological process: protein O-linked glycosylation via mannose.
AUUAGUAUACAGCGGAGCUGUCAUCCCGUUAUCCUUGCUACAAGUGAGCUUCCUGUCAAAUGAAACACAGAAAAUAUGUAAUGUGUGUAAGUUUUGAGUGUGUGAAUUUUAUCAGCGUGAAAUUAGUAAAUAUAAAAUGUGUGAAAUCAUUACAAAGAAGCUCAUAGAUAAAAUGUUGCAUAGCCGCAACGGAAUGUGUUAAUCUACAACAAUGUAUAUAUAAGUAUAGUUUAGCUUUAGAGCUAGAGAAUAUACCUGCUAAUUGAAAGUCCGCAGAAAUCCAAAGUGCUUGUAGCAUAGUAGAUAGUGAAUGUUUUAUUUCAUAGAUACCUAAACAUACCAAGUAGUGGAAUCCGUAGUGAAAUCAUGUGCAUUGCGACCCCCAUCUGCUCCGCGGGCUGGCCCAGUCACCUCAAUCGCAAAUAAAAUAUUUAAAGGGAAUAUCAUAAUUUGACCUCGCUUUGAAGUGGGUGUGUGGCAGAAAGAAAUAUUUUUCGCCAAUUUGACGCACGCACACACACACACACACUGAAACACAAACAUACACACGUACACUUAACUCGCAAAUACCCACCGUUUGCAAUAUGAAAGUGAUGCGCAUACGCCACGCGAAACUAAUCGUAGCCGUAGUGGUCAUAGCCAAUCUCAUACUAUUUUAUUACUCGUGGAAGUCGACCAUUUGGAAGAGUCUCACCUCCACGCUCAUGCCCGGCGACGCAGCAGAGAGCGCCGCGUCAGCUGAUAGUGAGCUCGGCGGCGUUGGUGCCGGCGCCGCAGGACGUGGCGUGGGCAAAUCGCCGCGCGAUAAGCUCAAGAAUGCAAACAAACAUAUACGCAAAUCCAUAACGGUUGUAUUUCGUAGUUUUUAUAAUUUCGAAAAUGAUCUCAAAGCAUCCAUUGACAAUCUGCUCGAUAUUGUGCCGAAUUUGUCGGUGUUGGUGCUAUUGGAGGGUACACCCUAUCCACCGGUCAUCUAUGAGCGCAACAUCACCGUCACCAGCGGCGAGGAGAACACUGUGCGCUUCAUCAAUCUCGGCUUCGAUGUGCGAAAGACACCGGAGCAAUUAAAUGCGCUCGCGGCCAUACACACGAAAUAUGUGCUAUUCCUGCCGGAUAGCGUGCGUUUGACGAGUAAAAAUCUCUUGCAAAAGAUUUUGCGCGAAAUCAAUUCGGCCAUGCCAUUGGGCGCUGGCAUAGCGGCAAGAGCGCCGCUCAAGGCGGGCGAAGUGAAACAUCAGCAAGAGGCGCGCGCCUUGUUGCCGCCUGUAGGUCCAGAGGAGACGGUUAGACGUUUGGUGAUAGUGCCGUUCGCCGGCAAUAUGAAGUCGUUUAGCAGUUGUACGCAAAUCAACUUGGAUCUACCCAAUUGGACGAUACAAUAUGUGGCGGUCAACAGCAGCGACAAGUGUGACUUGUAUUUGCAAAAGCAUGCCAUACUCGUGGAUGUGGGCGUACUCAAGGAGCUGCCCGACCCAUUCGUCUCGCCAUUUCCCGAAAUGUUUUACAUACAGGCGAAAUUGGCUGGCAUUUCUAAAACUGUAUUCCCACAAACCUUCCAAGAUGGACGCCGACUAUUCGCUUCGUAUCAUACGAAACAACGUCGCACUGAGAUACGACGUCGGCAGUUUAAGGAACUAUACAAGAAGCUUCAGAUCAAACGUAUCAUACGCCGUUCACAUAAAGUCAUCUCGAAGAGUGAUACGAAAGAGAGCGGUGGUGGUGGCGGCUCACAUCACAAUCUCGUACUGGAUACACAAUUUUCCUCAUCGAACUUCAGUUUGCCGCUGGUAACGGAAAUCGAUUUAAUCGGUUGUGAACGCACCACAAAAUCUUGUGUCGGCACUGUCUAUAACAAUCGGCCCUUCUACAUUUAUUUGGACAAACAUACGCCCCCAUGUUGCCUUGACAAACUCAAAACGACAUUCAAUCAUGUACUCGAGGAGUUCGAGAAUGUCGGCAUACGUUAUUGGUUGGACAAUCAGGCCUUGCGUACAGCCAUCGAGACGAAUCAUCUGCAUCCGGAUGCUUAUGAAAUCGAUAUCAGUUUUAAUGUCAAUGAUUUGGAGCGUUCGAAUGCGAUGAAAAAGUCCCAAAAUAAACCAUAUGUAGACAAUGAGGGCUUCUACUGGAUUAAGGCCACGGAUGGGCAUUAUUUUAAAGUGCAAUUUUCGAAAAUUAAUCAAAUCGGUGUAAAUUUAUUACCAUUCGAAAUCAAUGGUAAUGAGGUGAGACCAAGUGGAUUUUUCGGUUGGAAAGCCAAAGAAUUCUCCGCCGACUAUCUGCAUCCGAUGUCGACGGUACUGUUUUUGGGCAAAAGUGUAAUGUGUCCGAAUAAUGUGCGAGAAUUCUUGGACUUUAAGAAUGUGUAAUGCAGUGAUUGGCGAAAGGAGGCGGAAGAAACACCGCCAUGAAGCACUAAACAUACAAAUGGUAUUAGAAGCGUUGAUCUAUUGAAGCACUCUCGAGAUCUUACAUAAAAUAACACAAUGUGUAGUAAAAAUCACCGAAAAUAUACGUCAGCGGCUAUUUAAGAGGUGUGGCUCAUUAGAGACUGGCACUUGAGGCUAUAUUAUUUCAAAUUCAUAUCCAUUAAGUUGUCUUCAAGAUAUAUUCGCCAUUUUUAGAUUGUUUAAAGCAAAUAUAAAUAAUAUUUUUCCAUCAGUACCUUCAUAAUUCAUGUAUCUCUCGUAGUCCAAAGUGCUUCAAUAUAUUUUUGAUCUUCAAAAGGAGGUGGAAGAAAGAUUGUUUUAGUUUUGCAGAAAACUAAACAAAUUUUGCAAUUUUAUUGCUUUGCCGAACAAUGACGUUUGGUGAGUGUGUAGUUCGUUUGAAGCCAUUCGUCAGUCCCGUGUUUUUUAAAACCACACCUCGUAGAACCAUGCGCAAAAUAUGAGGAAUUAAUAAAGACCAAAUAAUUGUACGAAUUAUAUUAAAACAGAGCUAAAGGGAUUUACAUAGAAAAUAUAAGUGUGACUUUACUUAAACGGAAUAAAUUAAUCGCAAUGAUCUCUAAAGGGAAAGAAUUAUAAAAAUAAAGAUACUGAGGUUAAGUAUGCACCAAAUUUAAAAGAUUUUAAUGGAAUUGUAUAUAGU